This is a messenger RNA of Ilex paraguariensis (yerba mate), 201 nucleotides long. NCBI's taxonomy places the organism in Eukaryota, Viridiplantae, Streptophyta, Magnoliopsida, Aquifoliales, Aquifoliaceae. The record is from the annotation of a GenBank genome assembly.
AUGUCAUCUCUAAGAAAUGCAGUCUCUCGAAGGGAUCACAAGGAACGAGCUCAACCGCAUUCGAGGAGAAAAUUUGGACUUCUUGAAAAACACAAGGACUAUGUUGUGCGUGCGCAGUCCUAUCACAAAAAGGAGGAGUAUUUACGGACUCAUCCGGCAACUUAUAGAUGUACCAAGAAAACUUUGACUCCUCAUAACUAA